Messenger RNA from Aspergillus ruber CBS 135680, 4194 nucleotides. RefSeq names its product ubiquitin-specific protease UBP2. Bases 254 to 4162 code for a protein of 1302 amino acids. Lineage: Eukaryota; Fungi; Ascomycota; Eurotiomycetes; Eurotiales; Aspergillaceae. The transcript has 12 exons. The record is from RefSeq and is a predicted model, not a curated record. Gene Ontology annotation, biological process: regulation of proteasomal protein catabolic process; protein deubiquitination; proteasome-mediated ubiquitin-dependent protein catabolic process. Gene Ontology annotation, molecular function: cysteine-type deubiquitinase activity; proteasome binding.
GUUCGUUGCAUACUCUCAAGUGCAAAGAUAUCGUUUACUUGUCAGCCUUUUUGUUGUCAACUUCCAUCAACGUUUAUUGCCUUGCGCUGUGGUGGUGUUGAAUACUGCUAUCGUGCCGCCUCCGCCCAAGUGUGUCUCAUUUGCAAUACUACCUGAAGCGCUCUUAUUGGUUCUAUGGAUGAGCGUUACUUUGUUUGAUCGGUUGCUCGUCUAGCCUGACCUUCUGAAUCUGUGAGCUCACAAGAGCCUCCCGAUGUCAUCUCUGCAGAGGUCCGGCAAGACUGCCCCCCGUCUUGUACAGGAUGUUCAAGACUACGAUCCCGCCCAUCCUCCGGGCACCGGCCGCAACUUGCUCUCUGACGUGCCUCCGGUAUACCCUGAACACUACAACGGCCCGCAAGACUUCAUCUCGUCGCUAGCAUGUCGCCAUCAGUAUGCGCGAAAAGAAAUGCAGACAUUCCUCUCUCAGCCGGAUCAGAGAAGGAAUACUGGAACACCUUCGAGAGUCUCAGCGAUGUGUACCAAGUGUCGGACCCAUCUCCAGGUCGUCGUGAAUUACGCUGGCGCAAUCGGUCAAUCUGGACAAAACCUCUCCGGUCACAUCCAUCAUUUCGUCUACAAGUCAGGCAGGCAGAGGGGCGGUGCUUCACCCGUCGAGGUGACACCCAAGGGCCAGGUCGCGGAAUCAUUUCACUACGAAUGCUCGUAUCUGUCGUGCUCCGCGGCGGCGUCCAUUCGUGUCCUUAGCCCCGUCCUCGCGGACGAUCGGGUGCGACUGUUAACCGAUGUGGACUUGCUGGCGGAGCGGACAGACGCGGCAAUUGCUGCGUAUCCGGAGCGUAUGGAGGGAAUCGCUCGGCCGCCUCCUAUUAACGUGCUGGCAAAUUUGCGCAUAUAUAUCACCAAUGCCAUUCGCGAUGUCCAGCACAGCAUGUCAAUUUCGGCCGUCAACAAAAGAUUCAUGGCCUGCUUUGGUGUUGAGGGGCGACCAUGUGGAGAGUUGCUGGAAUUCCUGGGUUUCACAUUCAAGGAGGCUGAAGGCCUCUGGGACCCUCCCCGACCAAACCCAUGGGCAGAAUACCCGUACCAGGAUCAGCAAAAGAUUUUCCUUGACGAUAUUGCGCAUGAGCUGGCAGCGCUUAUGGAGCAGCGUCCACCAUUGGAAAGAAGAGGCAACAAAAUAGAUCCUAUUGGCCCCUCAGCAUCAGAUGAUCUCCUUGAUGCGUUAGAAGCUUUAGCCUAUCCUAAAACAUCAAGAUCAAGCGAGUUCCCCAUGGCACCCGCACCGUAUUACGAGGACUUGGGAGCCGUCGAGAACAUGUCAUCGACCCUUGUCGUGGACGCCUUCAAUCGACAAGUCUCAGUAGAUCCGGGAAGAACGUCGCUUUACCUCCAAUGUUUGAAAGCUAUCGGUGAGCUCAGAGGUGGAGAAGAUGGAGCCAUCAUCGAUCAAGCUGUCCAAGUCGCCUAUGCGGAAGGAAAGUAUACCGACGACGACAUAGUCACUGCAUAUCGUUAUUUUGGCCUCAGCCACGAUGAUACCCGUCUCACUGAAGACAGUAUCAUUGGAAAGUUCUAUGCUUUCUUGAGCUCUACUAACCAGGAGACUGAAAGCCGGACGCAGCUAUGGAGGAUAGGAGACAGUAGGCAGAGUGAACGCAUCAAGUCCGCGGCAGAGGACAAAGUUUCGAAUGCCGAGCAAGCCCAGGUCUUCCUUGGAGUUGAUGACAAGACGGCCGAUGAUUUCAUCAUCACCAUGUAUACGGCAAAGGUGAAUGACAACCCCGCAACCAGAGACCUUGCACGAAGGGCUGUUGAUCUCAUUGCCCAAUCUCGAAAAUCAGAAGGCUUGAAACACUUCCUUCAAACCGGCGAGGCGGGUGCUGGUGAAAUGGACGUCGCAGAUGCCUACCGUCUCCUACAGAUUCCGGACCGCACCAUCGACGAUGGGGCAAUCAUGGCAGCAUAUACGAUCUGCAUUGACGAAGCUCCGGCUCAGGCUGAGACAUACAACCGCGCUCUGUGUCUCAUAGCACAGGACAAGAACAGUUCAUUGCUGAGCAGCAUGGUCCCGGGUGCUGCUGUACAACCUGGGCGAAAUAUAUCGGAAUGGCCUGUUGGGUUGCAGAAUAUUGGCAAUACCUGCUACCUCAACAGCUUGCUCCAGUUCUACUUCUCAGUGCUUCCGUUCCGUGAGAUGGUGCUUGAUUUCGAAAGCUUUUGCAUGAAGAUGGAUGAUGAGGGUAUAGACAAAAAGCAAGUCGGGUCACGUAAAAUACAGAAACAAGAGGUGGAACGCUCCCAAAAGUUUCUUCGAGAACUGCGAAUUUUAUUCAAUGAUAUGAUAAACUCCUCCAAUCCUUAUGUGAUUCCAGGGCAAGAAUUGGCACGAUUGACUUUGAUCGGCCCGUCCAACGAGGCCGCAAUUCGUCGCCGAUCAACGAUAUCCGCAGGUAGGCCUUCAGGCCUCGGGGAAAUUAGCGGGAUGCCGAUCCUGGGCCCUCUCGGCCCCCCACAGACUACUACUGAGGAAUCCGAGAAAAGAGGUCCCAGCGAGAACCCUGCCAUCGCCGAGGCAGAGAGGCCCCAGCGACCUAUAAGCGACGGUGGUAGUGAGGCUACUCUUGUAUCCGAAACCACAAAGCAGGAUACACCAGCCGUCCCCGCAGAUGAUCAACAGAAUGCAUCCCAGCAGACGGAUGUUGUCAUGACAGAUCCGAGCAGCGACAAUGCACCUGAGGCUACUUACGAUGACGAUAGCCAUCCAUUUGAGCCAGCGACAGCUCCAAUCGCACAGCCUAGUCAACCUCCGCCAGUUCCUCCUCGGCCUACUCCGCAGGUAGAUCCGCGUAAGCAGCUUAUAGAAGAGGUGGAAAUCGGAGCUCAGCAAGACGUGACGGAAGUGAUCAAUAAUGUUCUUUUCCAAAGCCAGUGUGCCAUCAGGCCCCUCGGGAUUGCACCUGAUGGUGAGCAGGUCGACCAGAUCAAAGACUUGUUCUACGGACGGACCAAAUCUUAUCUCUCUACUACGAAAAAUGUCCGCUCUAGGGAAGAAUGGUGGUGCGAUAUCAAAGUCGACGUUGCAACCGGAUCCCGUGAUAUAUACGCGGCAAUUGAUGGCGCAUUCGAUGUCCAGAAGGUCAAUAUUGACAACUCCAUAGCCGAACAAUACGGUGCCAUCAGCAAAUUGCCCCCGGUGCUUCAAGUACAAGUACAGCGUGUUCAAUUCGACCCGGUAAAGAAAAGUUCUUUCAAAUCCACUCAUCAUCUCGACUUGAAGGAAACGAUAUACCUUGAUCGGUACAUGGAUACGCAGCACCCUGAGAUUCUGAAACGACGAGAGCAGUCCUGGGAGUGGAAGAAAUCAUUGAGGAAAUUGGAAGCUCGACGAGCAGAGUUGUUGCGCAAGAACGAGAGCGAUGGGCUUGAUAUGCCGACACUGUUUAGUAGCACCAAAGACUUGCUCGAUGAUCUCAACUCGAUGAAGGAAGACCCAGAGGCUGCACAGGACGCACUGGAUAUCAACCCACAGCUCGCGUCCGAAUUUGGGCAAUUUUCUCAAAUUACACAAACCGAGCUGAGUCACAUCGAGAAAGAGAUCAGAGACACGCAAACAAUGAUAUCGAAUCAGUUUGCCGAGUACAGACAUCUGGCCUAUCGAUUGCAUGCCGUCUUCGUUCAUCGCGGCUCAGUGAGCUUCGGGCAUUACUGGAUAUACAUCUACGACUUCAAGAAAAAUAUCUGGCGCAAAUACAACGACAGCGAAGUCACAGAAAUCCAAGAUCCAUCCGAAAUCUUCCAAGAUCGACAAGAACAGAACCCACCUACCCCAUAUUUCCUUGUAUACGUCAAUGACACCAUGAAGGACCGAUUAGUCAACCCUGUCUGUCGGGAGAUUGUCGACCGCCAAUCGAAUGUUCAAUCAUUCCCCGAAACAGAUCAAGAUACCGCUAUGCAAAAAGCUAUCAUGGCUUCACAGCAGCCGACAGAAGGAGACGUCAAUAUGGAUCCGCCAGCGUACAACGAAACAUGGGCUGGGAGCGGUGGCGCACCAGGUACGGGGGCUGACCUCCUCCCCUCCUUGGCUCAAGAGAAGAGAGCUGAUGGCAAUGAAGAGAAACGGUGGUCCAAUACCCAGACUAACACAAACGAUCCGCAGUAGUAGAUACUCAAAAGAUGUCCUUUUCGCCUCCC